UACAGACACAUGUUUCCAAACAGGAUACAAGCCAAGGCAUUGCGUUUGAGAUAGAUUGGUUGUAGACUUUGUAUCGCCUUUCUUGAUAACCUAAGGCUCCAAGCUGGAUUGAAAGUUUCUGUUUGGGAGAAACUCGAGAUAAACUGCUCUUUACCUUGACGGACACAUUUGCGCAUACAAGGAGUAUAUAUUUACUAAGCUCUCAACCAACAGUUUUAACCAACAGGAUCUUUUUCACUACACACAUGGACACAGUUUUUUUUGACGGGUCUGUUGGUAAUUAUUGUUGAACAGAGAAUUCUUCUGACAGACAAAGCUAGCUUGUUGCCGGAGACUGCAAAGGACAGACAGACAGGUGGAGGAAUGCUGAAUCCGGCCGAUGGAGGUGCAAGGCGAAGAGGGGCAGAGUACGUUGUGGAGAGAGGAGUCCUGGAUGAGUACAGCCUGGAGGAGGUGGCCCGAAGGCGGCUACAUUCAAACAAACCCCUCGUGGUUGACCACCUGAAAGAUUCACUGAGAUGUUCUGUGCCCAGACUGAAGCGCAGUGUGCUGGGCUGUUUGCCAGUGCUUUCCUGGUUGCCCCGGUACUCCAUCAGAGACUACGCCUUGGGGGACCUCAUAUCCGGCAUCAGCGUGGGCAUCAUGCACUUGCCACAGGGUAUGGCCUAUGCACUGCUGGCCUCCGUACCCCCAGUGUUUGGCCUCUACACCUCCUUCUACCCGGUUCUGGUGUAUUUCCUCUUUGGGACCUCCAGACACAUCUCAAUAGGCACAUUUGCGGUGAUCAGCAUCAUGGUGGGCAGUGUGGCCGAGCGUUUAGGCCCAGACAGUAACUUUCUCAUAAAUGGCACUAAUAGCACACAGGAGGUAAACGUGACGGCCAGGGACGCUUACAGGGUUCAGGUGGCUGCCACCACAACCGUUGUGGCGGGGCUGUUUCAGGUAUUGCUGGGAUUGGUGAGGUUUGGAUUUGUGGUGACGUACCUGUCGGAGCCGCUGGUCCGAGGUUACACCACAGGAGCGGCGACGCAUGUGGUCGUCUCGCAGCUCAAAUAUAUCUUCGGAGUGACAACUGAACGUUUCAUUGGACCUUUCUCCCUGGUCUAUACGAUAGUAGACCUAGUCUACCGACUGCCAGCGACGAAUGUAGGCACUCUGGUGGUGAGUUUAGUGUCAUUGGUGGCACUCAUCAUAGUUAAAGAGCUCAACUCGGCCUACAGCCAGAAACUGCCUCUUCCCAUCCCCAUCGAGCUCAUUGUGAUCAUUGUUGGGACUCUGAUUUCUUACUACACUCAUCUUCAUAAGCUCUAUGGUAUUGAUGUGGUGGGAGCGAUCCCGAGUGGGCUGAAUCCCCCCAAGACUCCAGACAUCAGUAUUUUCACGGAAGUGAUUGGAGAUGCUUUUGCUAUGGCUAUCGUGGGUUAUGCCAUCAACAUCUCUCUAGGCAAGACAUUUGCCCUGAAACAUGGAUACAAGGUGGACAGUAACCAGGAACUUGUGGCUCUUGGUCUCAGUAAUACAGUGGGAGGGUUCUUCCAGUGCUACUGUGUCACCUCUUCCAUGUCCCGUAGCCUGAUUCAGGAGAGCACCGGGGGUAAGACGCAGAUGGCAGGGGUUGUGUCUUGUGUGAUAGUCUUGAUCACUGUGCUGAAGCUGGGCCCAUUGUUUGAGCAGCUGCCCAAGGCGGUCCUGGCCGCAAUUGUCUUUGUCAACCUCAAAGGCAUGUUCAAGCAAUACCUGGACAUCCCUGCACUGUGGCGAAGAAAUAGGGUUGAUCUGUUGGUGUGGCUGGUCACCCUACUCGCUACAUUGCUGCUUAACCUGGACCUUGGCCUGGUCGCCUCCAUUGCCUUCGCCUUACUGACUGUUAUCUUCAGAACACAGCUGCCCAGAUACUCAUUGCUGGGGCAGGUGCCUAGAACAGGAAUUUACCUGGAUAUGGAUACAUAUGAAGAGGUGAGAAACAUUCCAGGGAUCACCAUCUUUCGUUCGUCUACCACGGUGUACUUUGCCAAUGCUGAGCUCUACCUGGAAGCCCUACAGGAGAAGACUGGAUUUGAUAUCAGAAAACUGCUGACUCAGAAGAAGAAAAUGUUGGCAAAACAGAAACGCCGAGAGAAGAGAGAGAAAAAAAGAGCUGAAAAAGAAGCUAGGAACGGAGUCCUGAAAACGGCAGUUGAGAGAAGCGAGGAGAUCUUUUCGGUUGAGAAGACGACAGAUACCUGGAGUGAGAGGAAUGGGGACUGGGGGAGGCAGAACGGGGGAGCCCCUGACACAGCUUCAGCGCUGGACACCACUGCCACGCUGGCCUCCAGCUAUGCAGACACCUUAAGCAGGGACCUGUCUGCCUGCUCAAUAGGAAGAGGCAGCUUAGAGAUCCACUCUAUCAUCCUGGACCUCUCCACAGCCAGCUUCAUUGACACAGUGGCCAUCAAAAUGCUGAGAAAUAUAUUCCUGGACUUCGGAGAGAUUGAUGUGGAUGUGUAUCUGGCUGGCUGUCAGGCUUGUGUGGUGGAGCAGUUGGAACGUGGGGACUUCUUCAGCCACACUAUUACCAAGGGCCAGCUCUUUGCCACUGUGCAUGAUGCUGUGCUCUACUGUCUCCGCAAGCAGGGAGCACCAACUGCACACAUCUACGACUGUGUAUUGGAUAUGACCAGCAGUACCCACCUGUAACCUGAAGAGGGCGCCAGCUCCACGCAUCCCCUCCACCAUCUUCACCACCCUCAUAUCCUUCAGCACUCCUCCUUUCCUUCGCUUCCACUGUGAUGGUGAUGCACCGCUCGGCCAACUCAAUAUGACACUGGGUUUCCAUAGUGACAAGGGCUGCAGUUACUAUGGCAACUGGUUUUUCCACUGCAGAGGCAGCCAGAACACGUCACCUCCAUCCAGCGUGUAUUUACAUUUAACGGAGAAAGACAGGAGGCCGGGAGGAGAGUGGGAAUGGAGUCGACGUUGGUAUCGCUAAACAGAAACAGCCGUGCAGGAAUGCAGAAUGCAGAACAAUCCGGAGGAGAGUGACAAAGGCUGCACCUCAAAGCCUCAGGCCUGGAAUCCACGGGCUUCAUUAACUUGUACUACGCAUUGCGUGGACAGUUCUGUUACAUUAUACACUGAUACUGUGAUGUUGUACUAGCUCACUGGGAAAUAAUCUCCUCAGUGUUAGGCAAUGUGUGAAAUAAAAACACAUUAAAAAAGAUUUUGAUGUAAAUGAACAAGAAAAUCUAUGGAAAAAGACAAGCUGGCCCUUGGUGGAGUUAGACCACCCCCAGCUCCCCGGGGAUUUUCGUUUUGCAUGGGGGUUAUUUAUUAGUUGUCAGUUCCAGCUCUUCUCCUUGGGCUGUCAUUUCUCAUGUGAUUUGUGUCCACAGGUACCCCCACAUCCCUCUAAAUGAAAUGUAAUAUCGUUACGUGUCUGCUAAGUUAGUCUGUCAACACCCAGAGGUCC
This is a messenger RNA of Conger conger (European conger), 3448 nucleotides long. RefSeq names its product solute carrier family 26 member 6-like. Gene Ontology annotation, cellular component: membrane. Gene Ontology annotation, biological process: transmembrane transport. NCBI's taxonomy places the organism in Eukaryota, Metazoa, Chordata, Actinopteri, Anguilliformes, Congridae. Gene Ontology annotation, molecular function: oxalate transmembrane transporter activity; chloride transmembrane transporter activity; secondary active sulfate transmembrane transporter activity. Bases 364 to 2676 code for a protein of 770 amino acids. The record is from RefSeq and is a predicted model, not a curated record. The transcript is spliced from 19 exons.